Aspergillus chevalieri is the source of this 1836-nucleotide messenger RNA. It is a transcript of the gene samB, whose product is annotated as MYND-type zinc finger protein MUB1. Gene Ontology annotation, biological process: establishment or maintenance of cell polarity; ubiquitin-dependent protein catabolic process. The coding region runs from base 1 to 1836 and encodes 611 amino acids. The record is from RefSeq and is a predicted model, not a curated record. Gene Ontology annotation, cellular component: MUB1-RAD6-UBR2 ubiquitin ligase complex. The transcript has a single exon. Lineage: Eukaryota; Fungi; Ascomycota; Eurotiomycetes; Eurotiales; Aspergillaceae.
AUGAGAGAAGUCAACUUCAGCAUUCCGAACGUGAACAAAGCCUCCGUGAACAUCACAACCACCCUCUAUGACCGUCGUGCGCUCGAUUGUACAUCUACUUUGCCUCUCAUUAACUCCCUGAAUCAUCUCGCCUAUCUCACCACAUCAUCCGCCCGCAUUCGGGACAUUCUCACCGUCGAUGGCGGCAUUGAACGUCUCGUGUGCAUCCUCAAGGAGGGUCGGAGUCGGAAUUUGAUGGAGAUGUGGAAGUGGAGCCUUGCUUUUCAGUGCGUGGUCAACAUUGGCGUAAGAGGUUCGGAGAAUGUGCGGACAAGAGUGGUGGAAGCAGAUAUGGUGCCGGUCAUCGCGACCAUCCUGGACAAUUACAUCAAAGUCGUGGAUAAAGCACGGGCGCGAGUCGAUGCAGAGACACAGAGGCAUUCGUCGAGGCAUCAUCCUAAACCCAUCCCAGCACCCGCUUCUGUUACGGGUGAUCAUGAGCUCCGACCUUUUCGCCGACAAGCACCGCCACCGCAUAUUGAGAUCCCUCAGCCCUCAGGCCAGGAGAAUCAGGUUCGUGACUCCAAUGCGAUGGAUAUCUCGUCUUCACCAACUCGGAUGCCGAUGACAUCGCCACCGGAACGCAACGUGUUCGGACAGGAAGCCCUUCAACAUCAUCACCACCAUCACCACCAUCACCAUCAUCAUCACCGCACCAAUCAACCCAUCGGCCAUCGUCAUCGGGCUAUGCAACCCUUGGCCACGGCUGUCCCCACAAUGGAUGCCGCCGAUGGUUUCCAUCUACGCCCUGUGCGCGACACAGAACGGCUACCUAGCAUGCUUCCACGGUUGCACACCGGCUUUAUCUCCCAGCCCGACUCCCCGACCACACCCAGCGGUCCAGUGCAAUCGCGGAGUAACCCACCCACUUCGAGCACCUCUCCAGCCCCCGCAACGACUACGCUUCAACGACCUGCACUCCAUCAGCACCCCUCUGCUUCGGGUGAGUCGGAUGGAAAUGAUGAAGGCUCUGCGGCCGGUGACGAUGCAGCAGGGCCAUCUGAGCCGAUUGUGGGACUACAGAAUCAGAUGGAAAUUGAUGAGGUGGGCGACAGGCAAGCCAUGCUUGAGGGUGUUUCCAACACCCAUGACCUGACGGUUACCGAUCCUUCUGAAGGACAAGAUGCGGAGACAUUCAACAUCAGCCAUCGCUCAGCUGUUGACGGCAGCACUAUCAACAACGACACGACGCAGACAAAUGGUGCCUUGGGCCUGUCACCAGCUCGGAAUGCCAACAACACCAACUCUCCGGCCAUUGUUCCUAGCCCCUAUGCUCUCUACUACCGCGAUCGAGCAACUACCGCAGCUCAGGGCGUGUUGACGACGAUGCCUCGUGAUGAAGAUGUUUUGAUGUCGCUUCAGCUUCUGGCCUACGUGUCCAAGUAUUGCAACCUUCGUUCCUUCUUCCAGCAUUCGCACCUUGUUCCGAAGCUCAAGAUUGACCGCGAACUCAACAUGUUGGAUGACCCCAGCGCCUCGCCGGUCGAGCAGCCAGAGGAGGAGGAAUACCUCCUUCCAGAUGAUGUGAACAUCUUCCCUCUGGUUGAGAAGUUCACUGUCCGUCAUCAUUCGAAGGACAUGCAGUACUGGGCAUGUGUGGUGAUGAGGAAUCUCUGCCGCAAGGACGAGUCUCGUGGUGGCAUCCGCCAGUGCGCAUACUACAAGUGCGGCAAAUGGGAAGAAUUCCAACGACAAUUCGCCAAGUGUCGUCGCUGCCGACGUACCAAGUACUGCAGCAAGGAUUGCCAAAAAGCCGCGUGGGUAUACCACCGCCAUUGGUGCCAGACCACGCCAUGA